GACAUGGGGUGAUAAAAUUUGGGAGUAGUGAACGUUUGGUGGUUGUAAAGCCUUCGAAUUCACUGCUCCCCUCAUUGCCACCUUUUUUCUUAAAGACAACAACAACGACAACAACAAAUCUUUGCGGGACAAACAUUAUUGUGUUUGAUUUUCUGAAAACCGACACGAUUUCAUGAUAUUCAUGUUUCAAUGCCUGUAACGUUCUGUUAUUGUCAGCUUCAUUCUUCUUAUCGAUCCUUGCCUGAGGAAGGAAGGCGGGCGGCUUAGUUUCAUGUUUCCAGGACAUCGUUCCAUUAUACAGAAACUGACGCCCCCCUUUUAGAGGAUGUCAGAAUUAAAAGUUGCAGCUCUGAAAGAGGCACUUGCUGCUCAACAAGUACUUCUAAAAAAACUUUACAAUGACUUGGAUGUAGAACGAGAAGCUUCUUCUACUGCUGCAAGUGAAGCUUUAUCUAUGAUACUACGUCUUCAAGAUGAAAAGGCUGCAGUGAAAAUGGAAGCAGAGCAAUAUAAAAGAUUGGCUGAGGAAAAGAUGUCAUAUGCGGAAGAGACUAUGGAAAUUUUUAAAGAUCUUGUAUAUCAGAAAGAAAUGGAGAUUUCAGCGUUAGAUUUCCAAGUGCAGGCUUAUAGGAACAAACUAUUAGACAUUGGAUUUGAUGAUUCAGGAGACGGUGAGAUAGAUUUUCCUGAGAAUAAUUUGCGAAGGAGUGAGGCUAGUAGUUGCAGUUCAGUCGGGGAUCUUGCCUCUCUAGUUCCCACACCGAGACUUCCAUUUAUCAAGACAGUUCAUGAGAUAAAGGGAUCAGAAAGUCCUGAGGAUGAUUUGAUCUUACAGGGAGUAGAGAAACAAUUAGACCAUAAUUCAGAAUUAGAAAAACAGAAUAUUUUUGGUUCUGGAAACAUUAAUUCCUACUGGGAACAAAUUAGGAAGUUGGAUGACCGAGUGAGAGAGAUAACAGGAGAGCCAAAUACUAGACUGCAGUCACCCUCACCCUCACCGCAACUGAGCAGAAGCGAGUCAUGUGCUACCAUCAAAAGAACUAUAGCUAAAGAAUGUGAUCACCUCAAGCACCCUUUGGGAAAAGAAGUUUGUAUGAAUUCCCAUUCAUCUACCAUCAUCUAUGAUGUUUUUGAAGUCCCACAACCUACUGAGAAUUUUUGUAGAGGCGAGGAUCUGUUAAUAAAAGAGGGAAAGGCGCCUUUGCAAGAUAAUGGAAAGGGUGCAAAACAACACUUCAUUUCCAGUAAAGCAUAUAGGCAAUUUCUCAAAGGUCAAGAUGACUGUUCAGAUAAAGGGCUUAUAUCCGAACACCGAGAGCUAAACCUAAGUCCGCCACCUGAAAGAGAAUCCAUAGAUACUCCAUUAAAGAUUGUGCAGUCCACUGGUGCAUGCAGAGACAAGAUACAGCAAGCUAAUAAUUUGGCAGUUAUAUCUGAGAUUCAGAGUCAAACUUUAAGACAUGAAUGUACUGAUGUUGCGAGAGUGGAGUUACACUUGUUGAAUGAAAUCCAGAAGCAACUAAAUGUGAUUCAUUCUGAGAUAAAAAGCCUGAAACCUAGAAAGUCUUCUUCACUGGAGAAUCUGCGUGUUCAUUGUCUUGAAGAGGAACUGCUGCAUUUUUGGCUCUGAUCAGCAACAAUCGAUUCAUGCAAAACAGUGUGUAUGGUCCUAUUGGAUAUUUUUCUGUUGCAGCUCCUGCUGCUUCAAUAUGCUACAGGUUAUGUACAACCAGUGAUUGUGCAGUGCUUUGGCCAGAAAUAUGACCCCUGCUCACCAAAAUCCUGGGUCGGCCCUGAGGAGAGCUGAUGAAGGUAGGCAAUAGUUCUUGCGGAUAUCUGUACAGUUGGACAGCACCGUCUCAGUUUGAAGAAUGUUUUUUAGUUCUUUAAGUGGGAUGAAGGUACUUCCGAAUGAUGGAAACCUGGAAAUCAAAAUGCUCUAGUCUCCAUCCAGAAAACGGUAUUUGAAACACUUCAAAAACUUGCAUCCUCAAUAUGUUUCAGAUAAUUCAAGCCCACAUAGCCAGUAUUUAUGCAAAAAAUCUUUCUUCCAUGAUGUAACUUUAAGGCCUACGGCUCAAGUUGAGUUGUGGUCCAGCAUCUGUUAAUGCAUAUACACUAUAAUAUUACUGAAUCCCUUCUGUUACUAAUCUUCUUUAAAAGGAAGAUGAUAAUGACUUCAUUUAUACUUAAUUCCUAC
Messenger RNA from Daucus carota subsp. sativus, 2200 nucleotides. RefSeq lists its product as uncharacterized. The record is from RefSeq and is a predicted model, not a curated record. Bases 326 to 1630 code for a protein of 434 amino acids. The transcript has 4 exons. NCBI's taxonomy places the organism in Eukaryota, Viridiplantae, Streptophyta, Magnoliopsida, Apiales, Apiaceae.